This is a messenger RNA of Vigna angularis (adzuki bean), 2587 nucleotides long. RefSeq lists its product as uncharacterized. The record is from RefSeq and is a predicted model, not a curated record. The transcript is spliced from 3 exons. Lineage: Eukaryota; Viridiplantae; Streptophyta; Magnoliopsida; Fabales; Fabaceae. Bases 1499 to 2533 code for a protein of 344 amino acids.
UGAAUGAUUUUAAUUAUAGUAUGAUUAUUUGUUUAAGUAAAAAUAGAUGGAAGAAGAAUUAGAUUUGUCGUACUUGGACCGUGAAGAUAUAGACGACGAUGUGGUUGGUGUAAACUUUAAUAUAGUCGCAAUGCUACAUCAACAAUUACAACUAACAACCUCACUGGCUGCACUAACAAUGUUAUGCAUUGUUUAUCAUGCCUUGAAUAUAUUGAAUAUGUGCUCGAGUGAUCCAAGUAGUGUUAGCACUUUCCUUCCCGGCAAAGACCGUCGCAGGCAACAGUUAAUGUCGUACUUGGUGCAUACUAAUCGAUGUCGUGACAUCAUUCGGAUGGGUCCAGAGACAUUUAUUAAUCUUUGUGAGAGACUAAGAACAACUGGGUUAGUUAAAGAUGUCAUUCGCUCAACAGUGGAGGAACAAGUAGCUCAAUUUCUUUAUAUAAUUGGGCAUAAUGUUAAGAAUCGAAGUGUGGCAUUUUUCUUUCAUCGAUCUGGGGCGACGGUUAGCAAACACUUUCACAAUGUGUUGGAUGCUAUUUUAAGUCUAGAAUCAGAAUUUUUAACUCAGCCAUCAGGAGACGAGGUUCAUCCAUAUGUCUUAAACAACAAUCGGUUUUAUCCUUACUUUAAGGAUUGCUUAGGGGUCAUAGAUGGUACUCAUGUUCGUGUGAGGGUGCCAAAAACAUAUGCUCCGAGAUUUCGUGGAAGAAAAGAUUGGCCAACUCAAAAUGUGUUUGCCGCAUGUGACUUUGAUAUGAAAUUCACAUACGUUCUAGCGGGGUGGGAAGGAACAACAUCUGAUUCUAGAAUCUUAAAAAAUGCUCUCGAUCGAGAUGAUCCGUUGGUCAUCCCCCAAGGUAAAUGUCUUCAUUGGGAUGUUAUGAUUGGUUGUUUAUUAGUUAGUAAAUGCUGAUGUUAUGCAUUACUGCAGGAAAGUACUAUCUUGGCGAUGCUGGGUUUAUGCUUAAAAGUACAAUAUUGACACCAUACAGAGGCGUGAGAUAUCACCUUAAAGAAUUCACACGCACAGGACCACAAAAUGCACGCGAGCUCUUUAAUCAUAGACAUUCAUCAUUGAGAAAUGUUAUAGAAAGAACAUUUGGUGUGUUGAAGAAAAGGUUUCCUAUCAUUGCCAGUGGAAGUGAACCACAUUAUGGAUUGGAGACAAUGACAGACAUCAUUCUAGCUUGUUGUAUCCUACACAACUUUAUCCGUGGAGUUGAUAACAAUGACCCAUUGCUUAAUGAGGUUCAUAAUAAGUUAAAUGAAGGGGAAGAGCAUAAUGUGACAUCUUCUCAAGUUCGAGAAGAUGAUUAUAGGGUCGGUACAACUAUUAGGGAUGCCAUAGCUGAUGAAAUGUGGCGAGAUUAUGAAAAUUAAUAGUAUUGUAUUUGAUAUCAUUUUAUUAUGAUUGUGUUUUUUUGAAUAUGACAUGUACUUGUUUUUAUGAUUAACUCUACUUCACUUGUAUAAAUUUUCUUUAUCAAAUAGGUUAAAUAUGGACAGGGGUAAGGGACAAAUGAUCGAGUCAUCUGCUGGUACAAGAGAGUUCAUUAAAUGGACUGAGGACAUGGAUGCUAGGCUUUUGCAUUCUAUGAUCGAGGAGAGUCGUUUGGGUAAUAGGGUUGAUGGUAGUUGGACAACCCAAGCGUAUAAUAACAUGGUUAAAUACCUUCAUAGUUGUGGUUAUGUUAAUGUUAGUAAAAAUAAUGUAAAAAAUCGUCAAAAGGUAUUGAAAGACAGAUGGCGUGAGGUUCAUGACCUCUUUGGUGGAUUGAGUGGAUUUGCAUGGAACGCCGUUACUAUGAGAUUUGAAGCUGAGGACGAAGUGUGGGCUGAUCUCAUCCAGUCAAGGCCAACUGCAACCAAGUGGAGGGUUAAUAGCAUCAGACACUACGAUUUAAUGGUCGAUUUAUGGGCUGCGGAUCGAGCAACUGGGAGUGGUGUUCGGACCGCUUGUCAAGCGCGUCGUCAGCGAGUUGGGCCUCGUGUACAGGUUGAUUUGAAUCAGAAUAUGGACUACAUUCCUGAAGAGCCUAACUAUCACGACUAUAGAGACCCAACUCCACCAUCACCUCCUCCAUCCGUGGAUGAGUACAGUCCAGGGCAGACUCAAUCUGUGUCAUCCGUUCCAUCUGGAGGAACUUCAUCCUCACGAGGUUCCAAAAGGAAGGCACCUAUGGUCGAUGCGAUAGAUGCACAAUUUGAUAAGUUGAAAACCAACCUCGAUGGUUUCACAAAUGUCCUCAGCUCAACAAAUGUUCACUUUGGUGUAAUUUCUGAUGCUGCUAUGCGUCAAGUAUCAGCAAUGGAAGACAGAAAUCAAAUACUCCGUCGCUCCUCCACGUACACAUACACAGAGAGCGACAUUUAUGAAAUGUUGAGUGCUAUGAAUAUUUCCGAUGAAACCUUGCUUGAUCAAUGUUAUGAUUUCUUAUGUUCAAACCCAACUUGUACAAAGAGGUUAAUGGGACUUCCACCACACAAGAGGUGGAACAAGUUAUGUAAAAUGAUAGCGGGUGGUCAAUGUUAGAAUGUUAUGACUCCUGUGGUUUGUAGUUGUAUAAAGAUUAAACCAUUCCAUGUU